CACAAGAUUUAAAAGCUUAACGAACCGAUUUAUUCGUGGAUCGAAGCUAUCGGUAGAGCGGCAAUUAAUCGAGUUAUCGAUAGCACAAAGUUGUGAUUUGUAAUUUGUUUUAUCUAGCUUCGUAAAUUUAGCAAUUUCAGGUCAUAGAAGGCUUUUAAGUAGCAGGAUAUAGUUAGGGACUGAGUAGGCGUGGGGCUAGUAGUUAAUAGCUAGGAUUUCGGGUCCUAAUCAUACACAUUAAGAAGGUAAUACACUAAACACGGUCAGAAUCCUCCGAGAAAUGAGUUUGAAUCAGCUCCAGGUCAAGGAUGUGCCCACGGUCCGCAUUCUCAUGUUGGGCGAUAAAGGUGUGGGCAAGACGAGCGUGACCAAUUUGAUGGCCUGCAGCGCUGUUACGCCGACACCCGCCUCCAGAUCCAUCGGCCAGCGCCAUUGGAACAUCCAGAUACGGCUCCACGAGUAUCCCAACACCGUGGAAUUGCCACCCUCGCCCACCUGGACAUCGCCCUCCUCGUCAGAGCAUUCGGAUAAGUACCUGUUCCCCCGGCGCAUGCCCGCCACCUCCAAUAUCCUGUAUUUUGUGGAAUUCUUCGAUAUAAGCACCCAAUGUCGUAUACAGCGCGAGCAGCGUAAGAAUAUGUUAAAGAAUAUCGAUGGCAUUGUCCUCGUGUACAAUCUGCAGGACCUGCGCUCGCAGGACAAUCUGCACGACUGGCUGUACGAGCCGCUGCGUCAGAUUAGCAAGCAUCGCCACCGGCGACCGCGCACGAUCUUGGGAAGUCAUCACGUUCCCAUUCUGGUGGUGGGCACCAGGCUGGACAAGUUAAACCGCCGCCCUUUGCAUCGGUCCACCAUUGCCCACCAACUAAAUGCAGAGGAGAUCCUCCUGAACAGCCAAGAUACCGAGAGUUUCGCGGACAAGAGCCGCAACCAGGGCAAGCUUCGAGACUUUCUUAAUCGCGUUGUCGAGUUCAAGGACCGAUAUCCACUUGCGCCGUGACAUGAUUCCUAAACCAAAUGUCACCUUAUAUUUUAUAGAAUUUGUUAUUGUUAAUCUUCAAUAUUUAUUGAGAAACAAAAAAUAGUAUAGAUAGGAAUUUAAGAAUUACGGAGCCAGGGCUCUUUCUAAAAAGGA
Molecule: messenger RNA, 1135 nt
Organism: Drosophila kikkawai
Lineage: Eukaryota; Metazoa; Arthropoda; Insecta; Diptera; Drosophilidae
Product: rab-like protein 3
Source: RefSeq, a predicted model, not a curated record